AUGUGUUGCUAUCAAGGUACGGCACAAGAAGGCUUUUUAAGAUAUGUCAGGUCUUCCUAUAUCAUCACGAUUGUCUUCAUGUGGAUCACUGCGGCCGUCCUAGCGGAGAUCUGCUCUGCCUUGCCCCUUAGCGGUUCUAUCUACAUCUGGGCUGCUGAGAGCGCUGGUCCGAAGUAUGCACGGUUCUUCGGCUUCAUCGUAGCCUGGUGGUCUUGUACGGCAUGGAUGACGUUCUCCGCCGGAAAUUGUCAGACAACAGCCAACUACAUAGUUUCCUUGUUCGCGGUAUACGAAGUAGAUUUCCCCGGCGGGACCUUCAAUGACAACAUUAAAUGGCGCGCAUUCAUUUGGGCUCUCUCUGAGGUGCUAUUGGUUCUUUCUAUCGCAAUCAAUUAUUUGCCGCCGAGAUUGUACUCCGCCGUCUUCAAGAUUUCCGUCGGUAUUAUGAUGUUAGAUUUCUUCCUCUGCCUCAUCUGGUUACCCAUUGGAGUCUCGAAUACAUAUGGUUUCCGGACCGCGAAAGAAGCUUUCACGACAACCUAUAACGGAACUGGUGCUCCUGCAGGAUGGAAUUGGAUCUUGUCAUUUUUAUUUACUGCUGGAACACUGACGGGUUUUGACGCGUCUGGCCAUAUUGCGGAAGAGACAAAGAAUGCCAAAGUUGUUGCAGCUCGUGGUAUUUUCAGCAGCGCAGUGGCAACUGGAAUUUGCGGCUUCAUCACAGUGAUUUUAUUCCUGUUUUGCACGCCAGACCUGGAUACAUUGUUUGCCUUGGAAGCUCCGCAGCCAUUCGUACAGAUUUAUGCUAUGGCUCUCGGCAAGGGAGGCGCUGUGGUUAUGACAGUCAUUGCGGCGAUUGGUCUCAUCAUGAAUACAAGCAUUGCAGUCGUUGCUGCAUCUCGUCUCAUCUUCGCCGUAGCACGAGACGGUGUUCUCCCCUUCUCAGGCUGGAUCAGUCAAGUUACUUCCGAAGGGCAACCUCGCAACGCAGUCACAGUCAUGUUCGUCUUCGGCGCUGCCCUCCUAUGCACGAUCCUCCCCAGCCAAGUCGCAUUCACAUCUCUCGUCUCCGCCGGUGGCAUCCCCACGAUCGCAGCAUACGGUCUAAUCGGUCUUCUCCGUCUCACAAUGACGUCAAACCACUUCAAAGCGUCUUACUACUACCUCGGUCGCUUCAGGAAACCCUUCUACCUCGCCACAGCGCUAUUCAACGCACUCGUUUUCUCAGUCAUGAUUUCGCCGUUCUUCUUCCCAGUUGACGCCCAGACGUUCAAUUUCGCUUGCGUGAUCUUCGGCGCUGCUACAAUCUUCGGGAUUCUGAGCUACAUCCUCACACCAGAAGACAAGUGGCUUCCACGCGAGAAGAUACUCCAGGCGCUGCACACCGCAGACGGUGAUAGCGAUCAAAUUGCUGACUAG
Fomitiporia mediterranea MF3/22 is the source of this 1419-nucleotide messenger RNA. Its product is annotated as amino acid transporter. Gene Ontology annotation, cellular component: membrane. The coding region runs from base 1 to 1419 and encodes 472 amino acids. Lineage: Eukaryota; Fungi; Basidiomycota; Agaricomycetes; Hymenochaetales; Hymenochaetaceae. Gene Ontology annotation, molecular function: transmembrane transporter activity. The transcript is spliced from 7 exons. The record is from RefSeq and is a predicted model, not a curated record. Gene Ontology annotation, biological process: transmembrane transport.